Messenger RNA from Pelmatolapia mariae (spotted tilapia), 1201 nucleotides. RefSeq names its product stathmin-like 4 (gene stmn4). The transcript has 6 exons. Gene Ontology annotation, molecular function: tubulin binding. The coding region runs from base 230 to 796 and encodes 188 amino acids. The record is from RefSeq and is a predicted model, not a curated record. Lineage: Eukaryota; Metazoa; Chordata; Actinopteri; Cichliformes; Cichlidae. Gene Ontology annotation, cellular component: cytoplasm; neuron projection. Gene Ontology annotation, biological process: regulation of microtubule polymerization or depolymerization; neuron projection development; microtubule depolymerization.
UGUUGCCUGGCGCCUGCAUCCUUGCAGCCAGACGGGGUAACCGUAGUCACCGGUUCACCAUCAGCAGCGGAGAAGACGCCGUACAGAGGGGGCUUCUUCCUUCUCAGAUUGCAUCGUGCGCCCUCGAUGCUCCUGCAUUCAGUCCUCUCUGUCUCUGUCCCUGCACAGCUCUCUGACAGAGUGAGGAGGAUCUUCAGCGUCCCUGGAGAGUUACAUUUGCAGUGAGACCAUGACUCUGGCAGCCUAUAAAGAGAAGGUCAAAGAGCUCCCCCUGGUGUCUCUGUUCUGCUCAUGCCUGAACCCACGCACUGCAGAAAACCCGACCUACAAGGCAGAAGAUGCAGUGGACUUGGCCUGGUGCGUCAUCAAAGACGUAGAAGUUAUCGAGCUGAACAAACGUGCAUCGGGCCAGGCCUUCGAGGUCAUCCUCAAGCCCCCGUCUUUUGACGGCUUGCCUGAACUCAAUGCCUCCAUGCCGCAGCGCCGCGACCCAUCCCUGGAGGAGAUCCAGAAGAAGUUAGAGGCGGCUGAAGAGAGGCGAAAGUGCCAGGAGGCGGAGCUGCUGAAGCACCUGGCAGAGAAGAGAGAGCAUGAGCGCGAGGUGAUCCAGAAAGCUUUUGAGGAGAACAACAACUUCAUCAAGAAUGCCAAGGAGAAGCUGGAGCAGAAGAUGGAGGCCAACAAGGAGAACAGGGAGGCUCUGCUGGCAGCCAUGCUGGAAAGGCUGCAGGAGAAGGACAAACAUGCAGAGGAAGUGAGGAAGAACAAGGAGAUGAAGGAGGAGGCCUGCCGGUAGACGAAUGGCACGAGGGAACCGAAAGAGCGAGGAAAAAAAAUAAAAAGGGGGAAAAACAGUGCAUUAAAAGAAGAGCUCAACAGCAACUGGGGCAGAUUUUGGUUUUCAUAUUUGAUGUAUGCUGCAAUGAUUCUGAACAAGCUGUAUAAAGUUUAGCCACUCUUGAUGUUAAAUUUUCUCUUUUUUCUAAAGGAACGUGGGAGGGUGGGGAGGGACGUCAGCACUAAUGUUUUCAAAGAGGGACAGCCAUCCAAUCAUGACUAAGUAAAAAAAAAAAAGAAAUUAGAGCUCCUGUUUUCUGUGUUCAGCAUCAGAAGAUGAUUUUAGUGAAGCUGUGUUUUUUCUUGGCAACGCUUCCAGUUUGGCACAGCCAGAGACGCAGUUUCUCUCCAAUUAGACUAAGUA